CACCACUCUCAUGGUGAAGAAAUUCUUCCUAAUGUCCAGCCUAAAUCUGCCCCUCUCCAGUUUAUACCCAUUGCCCCUCGUCCUAUCCCCACAAGCCUUUGUAAAGAGUCCCUCUCCAGCUUUCCUGUAGCCUCUUCAGGUACUGGAAGGUUGCUCUAAGGUCUCCUCGGAGCCUUCUCUUCUCCAGGCUGAACAACCCCAACUCUCUCAGCCUGUUCCUCAUAUAGGAGGUGCUCCAGCCCUUCAAUCAUCUUUGUAGCUUCCUCUGGACCUGUCCUCUGGUCAAAUGACUGUUGUGCAUUCAUUUUGCAGGCUGCCAUGCAGCAGAGCAUAGGAAGAGGAACCAUUCUACUCUUGUGAUCAGAUGUGGAAGGAGGAAGAAUAGAUAGGCAGAAUUUUCUGGGGCUUGUGGAGUUGCAAAGCUGGUCUUAAUAUUCAGUUAAUUUUUUUAAUUUCAGUUCUUCACAACUAUACAGUGACAGCAUAAAUCCAUGAGUAACGCAUUUCAAAGCUCAGGUUUUUGCUUCCCUAUACUUGUGAAGUACAGACUGAAAACAGCUGUUUGAAAUGCAGUGCUUUUUGGGUAUUUGCACAAACAAAGGGUUACAAGUAGUGAGGCCUUCCCAAACCUUCUGCAUUGCAAAAUGCCCAUCUAGCUGACCUGCUGUGUGUUUCUUCCGAGAAUUAAGCACAUCUGGGAGCUCUGGGAAGCAGAGCAAGGCAGGAGUUAUACUAGGUUUACUGUGCCUCAAGGCUACCUCUUUUGGGCAGUAAAUCAGAGAGGUGAUGGUAAAAAUGAGGCGACUCAUUUGACUUCUCUUGACUUCUGAGGAGGAGAGUGUUUGUUUUGGCACUGCUUGCAGAAAGCACAAAUGCAUUCUUGGAUCAGUACCUGGUUCAGAACAAACGGGCUCUUGGAUCGGUACCUGGUUCAGAACAAACGGGCUCUUGGAUCGGUAUCUGGUUCAGAACCAAACGGGUUCUUGGAUUGGUACCUGGUUCAGAAAAAACAGGCUCUUGGAUGGGUACCUGGUUCAGAACAAAUGGGCUCUUGGAUUGAUACCUGGUUCAGAACCAACCGGGCUUUUGGAUCAGUACCUGGUUCAGAACAAACGGGCUCUUGGAUCAGUACUUGGUUCAGAACAAACGGGUUCUUGGAUCGGUACCUGGUUCAGAACAAAACGGGCUUUUGGAUCAGCACCUGGUUCAGAACAAAUGGGCUCUUGGAUUGGUACCUGGUUUAGUAGGGCGUGUGGGGACUCCUUGAGCCUGUUGUGCUGUGGCACACCCUUGCCGAUCCAGGCAGCCUGGUUUCACCGUGGGGCCUGAGGAUACUGCCCAGCUUUGCAGGUGAGGUGGUGCUGCCCUGGGGCUGUACCAUCACCACCCCUGGGUGAGCAACCCCAGCUUGACGGGCCCCGCCUUGUCUGGGCCACCACGAGCAGCUUUCCUGUGGCCAUCUGCGGCCCCAGUGACAGGCGGCGUAUCUAAUCGCGGGGGAUAAGCUGCUUAUAGUGACUCAGUUAGGGUGUGCUCACUGCCGAGCUUUGGGCAUUAAGGGGGAACAAAGCUGUGCGUCUGCCCCAGCGCUUGGAGGCACAGGCGCAGAGCGGGGUGUCUCUGUCCCUGAGGUUCUGGCGAGGUCCAGCAGUGGCUAUCGGAGUGAGUAAGUGCUUAUGAGGGGAGGUGUAGCCUGUGAGCUGUUGGGGAUGCUGAGCAGGGGCCUGGGGCAUGUGCCCCAACCUUGCCAGCUUGAGGGUUGGCUUGAAACAAUUACGCUGGGCUCCCUCCCGCUCGCACCACCACGUCUUGGGGCACUGGCUGGUUCUUGGCUAGCAGCAGGCAAAGGAUGCUGCUGCGUGGCUGUUCCUCAGCUGCCAGAGCAGUAGCUAUCUUCUUUCUGGUAAAGGGCACUCAUGUGUGCCUGUUGAUCUCCAAGUGGCAUCAAGAGGCUCACGUGUUGCCAGUGGUGGUUUGGUCUAUAGAACUGAGCAGUGGGGGAAAAGUCUUGUUUCUAAGACACAUGAAGUGUGAUCUUUGGACCAAUCACUGGUCCCAGCUUGGAAUGUGAAAUGGAUCAGCCUUGGUCUGCAGGGAUGGAAAAAUUACAGUGCUCUGUGUGGUGCUUAAAGUGUUUAUUAUGGGUCUGUCAUUAUCGUAAUGCUAAAAUGGCAUUCACUUGAAACUGCUUGAUUUACUUUCAUGAAUUGUGCUGUUUACUUCCUUUUGCUUACAAAAACAGAAGUACAUUGAUCAGCUUAAUUUUUGUUGGCUUAACUGGAUUUGUUUCAGGUUUUAAUGUGUUAGUGCCUUGCUGCAAAUUGUGUAUAGUGCUCAUGCAUUAAAUGUUUUAGUUAGAAACAUCAAAGCUAAUAUGAAAUCCAUUGGUCAUGGAUUUUGCAGUUCACAAAAUCUGUGCUUUGCCUUCGGUAUCUCUUUUGGCUUUAGAAGAAGUUUUUAAAAUGCACUUCAUAAAAUCUUGUUGCCUUUUGAGUAAGAUUAAUUACUGCUUAAAAGUGGUUACGUUAAAGUCCUGAGUGGCAAUUUUGGGGAGCCAGAUAAAUGUGAUUUUUAAAGGACACUGCCUCUUCCUCAUCUCAAUGAGACUGAAAUUAGGAAUGAGUGAGGUGAAGAACACCGCCUAAAAUAAUUAUGGUGGUGUGUUGAGAACCUGGUAGCUGGCAGAAGGAACUGAAAUGUAGAACUAAAAAAAUCACUAGUUAUCUAGAAAAUAGAUUGUGUCUGGGUUCUUGAGUGUAAAAGUAGUCCUGGUUCCAGGUGUUCAUGGAGCAAAACAACAGCGAUAAGCAUCAUGGUUUCAUGUCCUUCCACAAUUCAAAUCCUUUAUAACACCCUUUUGUGAUACAUUACUAGUUGGCUGAAUGUUCCUGGGAUGCAAGGAGUGCUUCUGCGGAACAGCAGUCCCCUGCAUUGUGUGGUUGUACUUCAUGCAGCAAUAAGCACCCUGAAGAAAGCAGCCACGCUUUGUCCGUUCGCUCUGUAGCAGCCAACUUCUGCUUGUCUGGAAAAAAUAAUGGGCUCUUUCCAUUCAUGCUACACUUGGUGAUGUAUGAAAGGCAGGAACGUUGGUUCACAAGGAUAACAGCAACACUGCAUGACUAUCUCCUGUUGCUUUAAUAAUUCAGUUUACUCCCCAGUUUGUGGUAAUUACUGUUAGCAUUUGAGAAGGACAAGCAGGCUGUUUGCAAACAGCCUCAAGUGCUUUCUUAGGAGACAUUGAGGUAAUGUAGUUUGGAAGCAGUACAAUUUGACAGGAGGGUAUUUGAAUAGAUUUGGAAAAGACAGUGAGCAUUGGCUUCAUAGGCCACGCUGUCUCUUUCUUUUCAGAUUGACCAGGGCUUUUUUAAGAUGAUACAGAUGUGUGUCUUGCCACAAUACCAUUUUCAUUGUUUAAAAGGGGAGGUGGAAAAGAACAGUGGUCAGAAUGACAGAGUUAUUGACAACUUGCUUUUAAAAUUUGAGGGAAUGAAGGCACAGUCCCAUCAAAUUGCACUUACCUGUUAGCAGUAACUUAGGAAUCCGUGUUCUGCAUGAGUUAGAGGUAUAAGCAUCUGACUUGGUGGCUAGACUACAAAGUAGGUCUCCCAUAUAUGCUGUACCCUUCCAGGUUAGGGAUAACGUAAAUUCUCUGGAUGCGUAAACAUAGUUUCAUCCUUCAGUGUGGACAAGAAGAAAUCAGCCUGCAUAGCUUUGAACCUUUGCAGGGCUGUACCAUCAUAUGUGAAAUUUUCACUUGUUAAGCAGUUAAACAGUACCUUGUGUCAAGAUACUGCCUUUCCUGCUGGCCCUGGAGAAGAAAGAAGUGUGGAGUACAUCUGAGCUGGAAUUCCAAUCAACGAAGCAGGAGCAAAGAAACAUUUAGAAGAACGUGAAUGUUGAUCUUUAUUUGGGCACUAGAAGUCGAGUAAACAUUUCUCCUCACUGGCUUGAGGCUGCGGCAUUCAGUGUAACUCCCAGUUCGAGAGCAGAACAAAGCUGGCUGUGUACUGUACCUCUGUCAGCUGGGAAGAAAGAUCCAAGUCUAAGACAGACUAAUCUCUCCUGUCCUUCUCAGCUAUUCCAGGACAUCACUGGUCAGUUCUCCCGUUCCUGCUUCCUGUAGCAGACUAAUCUCUGCUCUAGGCUGCAACAGCAGCAGCACAGCUCAUAGGAUUCCCCAUCUUGCUUUGCCAGUGCUCCCUGCUGGGAAUCUCCCUCAGAGACAUUCACGCUUCGAGGCUUGUAGUUUAGAAGGGAGAAGGAAUGAGAGUAUUGACUUUCCUCGACAACACUGUCAGAAAGCAAAGGCAGCUGCUCCACAUACACUGCUCGUCAUCACUUUCUAGAAAGUAGGAACAGGAAUAGUGACUGCCCAGAAGGAAAACAGCAUCAGCCUCCUGCUGCUUGUUGUAUGGAUCCUGUGAACCCUUCAUUGGUUGAUGCACAUUUGUCAUCUCGUACUGUAGAUUCCUCUCUUAGGCACCAAAUAGUGGCGUGUCCACUUUCAGGGAGGUCAAGUGAGAGUGUGAACGCUCGUCAUAGUUCAGCCCUGACCUUGGGGCAUCUCGAUCCAUCUAGGUUGGAAUCCCUUCAGUCUCUUCGGCAGUCCUCACAGGUUUCUGCUGGCUUACAUUGCACAAGCCAGAGGCUUAAGCAAGAAAGUGCUUUGAUGGGGACAUGGGGCUCCCUCCCUUUGGAGCCCAAGUCUUCUGCGGUCGGCGGCAGUUUGUGCUUUGCUGCUGCUGAUUCAGCUCCUGGGACCUGGAGCAGAGGAGAACAGCUAGCUGGAGUAAAGGCCAGUGCAGCUCAGGCGAGAUUGAAAUGGGGUGUCCCAUUUGCGAAAGGCUGGAGCCUUAGUGCAGUGACAAGGGACUUCAGUCGUGCAGAACCUCUCUCUAUCUCUCACAGAUACAGAUACAUGGACUCUAACACAUGGAGAACCAAAACUUCAGGGGACAUCCAGGAAACCCUUGCUUCUGGGGUGGGCUCUGGUGGGCUAGUGGAUACAGAAGCAGAUCCUUCCUACAAUUGCUCCCCUUAUUUCAGAUGCCAGUCCCGGGCAAAGCCAACUCUGGGAACUGGUCUUUAUGGUCGCGGAAAAAGCCAUUCACCUGUAAAGGUUCUUAAAGGAGAAGAAAGUGGGGCAUCCCCGUGUGCCGUAUCUUGGAAGAAAGACCUUCCAGCCAGUCUGUAUCCAGAGCGUCUGCACGUGUCACUGGAGACAGAUUUGGGGUGUGCUCAGAUGAACAUUGGUGUAGCCAUGUAUGGGACUCCAAGGGAAGUGUGUGUGAGAGUCACUUCUCCUCCUGAAGAGAAAGAGUUUAGAGCAGUUCAGCAGGUUAGUAUUAAAUCUGUAGAAGUCAACAACUCGGAGUCUCGUGUUAAGUACAGUAAAGAAUUAGAAAAAGUAUGUGACUCUAGAUCACGAGCAGCCAAAAGAAUGGCUGUGGUGGGCCCCAGCCAGGCCAGCGCUUCCUGUAUUCCGGUUGAAGAAGCCUUUGGUGAAUAUUCUGGCAUACAUUGUAUGAAUGUAAGCAGAGAAGGAAAGAGAAACGAAUACUCCCACCCAAGCAGCUGGAGGAAUUGCGAAGCGGAUGCCAAUCCCAACCAGUCUGAAGAACCUUCUAUGGAGAGGAGUGCCAAAGAACUGCAGUGCUGUGAGGAAAGGAGCCAGACACACAAUACUGUGCCCAGAGAGCUCUCGGAGAACAGCUUCAGGUCACUGAAGGUGAAUGAGCGCAGUUUCCAGCACUGGUGUGACAGACAAAUGCUAACUAGGUGUUUUCAUGCCUGGAGGGGGCACAUCCUCUGGAAGAGGGCUGCAGCCAGUCAGCUUUACAGACAGCAACUCCUUCGGAAGGGAUUUGGAGCUUUACAGUGGGCUGUGCACCAGAGGAGGAUGCAGCUGGAGGUAGCUCAGCAGAGACUUGCCUCCUCUCUGCUAGCUCUCAGCUUCCGCAGGUGGAAAGAAGCUGUGGAAAAACGGAGCAAGAAGCAAGCUCUGAAGCCUGAGCCGUAUUCUUAUACCCGAAGUUCAUCAGUGGGGUGUUUUGGAGUAGGAAGAUUAGCAACUAUGACAACCUCAGCUCAGCAGCUUACAGUAGGAUACUCAAAGGAAGUUGAGCAGGCUUGUAGGGUGGAGGGAGGACUGUGGACACAGCUUCAUCGUAGGCAGAGAGGAGAUGAGUUCUGCCGGAGAGCUCAAGCCAUCAGAGAUAUGAGGCGGCUAGCGGCUUUCAGACUGUGGCGCCUGCAGAAGGAGCUGCUGAGCAAAGAGGAGGUCUGGUUUUCGGAAGCCCGUGCUCUACUGGAAAGGAAGAAGCUACAAAACAUUUUCUGGGUGUGGCGUUCCCGAUACUUGGAAAAGGAAUGGAUUUUAGCACAGACAAUUCGCAUCCAAAGAAACUUGGUCUCUCGGUACUUCAGUGCAUGGAAUGAGGCUGUUGAGCAGAAGGCGCUUUACAGGUGCAACCUGUCCCAUCUCAGAGCAGUAUUGCUGAGGAAAUACUUCCAGCAGUGGGUUCAGAUGCUGCAGGUCAGAGAAGGUGAUAAGCAGGCAAUGGUGAACUUCUUCCUCCUACGAUGGAGGCAGCAUUGUGGACCGGUUAUAAGCUCUGUAGCUGACAUGGCUGUGACAAAGAGGCAUGAAGAUCAGCCAUUGUGGACUGCAGAGGGAUGGUUUCCUGAGAAAACAUGCUGCAGUCUUGAAGACUUCUGCCAAAAGGUGAAGGUCCAGAGAGUAUAUCUGCUGUGGAAAGCGAGGCUGUGCGAACAUCACAAAGCUGAUUCUUUCUCUCAGGCUUUGGAGCAGUGUAGACUCAGAAAAGCUCUGAAAUUAUGGCACCAAAAGUGUUUCAUGCUGAAAACAAUUGAACAAAGUCCUAAGCACUCACAUGGUCCUGUCUAUGAAGAACCUCUUGCCAUGCUGUUUUCUGAGGACCUCUCAACAUCUUCUGGCUUCGACAGCAGUGCUUCAGCUACUCUGGCCUCUCAAAGCUCUUUGGAAAAGGAAUACAGUUUUAGUGACAGCAGCCAGCAGAGUUUCUCCCCUGUUCUGACUGCUGAGGAUGUCGCACACGUGCCAUGUUACAGCUCUGUCCUGCAACUACACCAGUGUACAGAGCUGCCAGCUGAGCUGGGAGGGGAGCUGUACUUGCAGGCCUCCUUUCCUCCAUGGAGUACUGGAUCUGGAAGAAAUUGGUUUGUGGGAGGUGAGUUCCGGUCUUUGGCACUGCAGAAGCCAGAAAGUACUGUCCAGCCUCUCACCAGUUACCCAACAUCAGAAGAGGACUGCAGUUCUGAUGGGGAGGAUGAGAGUUGCUGGCACCAAGCAGAGAGAUACUUCCUGCAGAGGUACUUCAUUGUCUGGUCAGCCCAGACUCAGCAACUUAUAAAGGCCCAGCAGUACAGCAGGCUUGCUCAGCUGUCUCGAGCCUUUCUCAGUUGGCACCACUGGGUUGUGGAAAAUAAGAACCGAAAAGCAGCAGCAGCCCUAAAAUAUCAAGUUCAUUGCUGCCAGAUGGUUUUCAGCCUGUGGAAGAAGAGACUGGCCCAGAAAGUGGAAGCUGACCAGAGAUUCAGAUGUCAUGUUCACCAGAUAACUGCUGAUGCUCUGUGGCGUUGGCAUUCCUGCUGUGAAAGGAAGCGUGUUAUGAGAGAGCUGCAGCAGCAGUGGGCUCAGCACAGCUGCCGGGAGAAGAGGAGGCUGGUCCUGCAGACAUGGUAUUGCCAAACAAGAAAGAAGAAACACGCUGCUUUAUUCUGGGAACGUCUUCUCUUGCACAGGUGCCUGACUGCCUGGGCCCAGGUCACUGCGUGUAAACUGAGGCAGCACGAAGCCCUGUCUCAUUUUAAAAGGGUCAGAGAACACCAUCUCCUAGUUGUGAGCUUUGCUGAGUGGAGGGUGAAGUUCUUGAGAGCUAAGCAGCAGAUGUGGGAAGAGAGAAACCACCAGUGGCAGGAACCCUCUCAGGGUAAAGCCUGUCACCGCUGGCGACUGGCCUCAAGAGGACAGCAAGCCCUGCGCCUCGGAGCUGUGGCCGCUGUAAAACAGGCCUGCAACUACUGGACAAAAGCAGCUGCCUUUUCCCAGUGCUCCCGGCAGCGCAGUACCCUGAUCGGUGCUAGGAAGAGCAGGAAGCUGUCUCUGUCUUGGUCCAUGAAAAGCAGAAGAGGCAGAGAAGAGGGUUCACCAGCUGCCGCUCUUGGGCUAUUCCCCAGUUCCAUUCGCCACUGGCUGGUGAUGUACAGAAACCAAAACAGGGCCGAAAGGCUGCUGCUCCCUCACAUGGUAAUGAGACUUGAUAUGGUGGGACCUACUCGUGAACAUGCAAGGAACCAGGAGAACAAAGCAGAGGUGGACUUGGAGGAGUGGGAUAAGAAGUGGCUUGGGAGGAAGUAUCUGAGGUGGUGGUAUCACACGGUGAUACUUCACCGGUGCCAGCGUGAGAGGAGACUGGGCUGUCUGGCCAGGGAAUGGCAUCGCUGGAAAGAAACCUGCCGGGUGGCGAUACUGGCUCGGAUGUUGGACCAGCAGCGGCUGAUGGAAAAGGCCUGGAGGGUGUGGAGACGCCGACAUUUGCAAAGCUGUGUGGUGCAGAAUUUUUUGGAGGAGGAAGCCAGGAGCCUGCUAGCUCAGGCCUUUGGAAGGUGGCGCCAGCUAACAGCAUUCCAGCUCAAGGACAAAGGAUGCUGCUGAAUGGUGGGGCCCUGCCUGCAGCUGCUGCUCAUUUCAGGACACGUGGAGGCUACAGCUGGCUGUCACAACAAAGCGCUGGUCCUGUGCAGUCAAGAAAGCGAAGGCUCUGCUCAUGUGAUAAAAGCAGUGCUGCUGGCCAGAGGAGUGAUAGCCAAAGGACAACCUGGAAGAGGUGGUACCUAGUUACAGGUCCUCUUUAAAGGACUGAUAUCCUACCUCCCUAGCAGCACAGAUGGAGAAAUUAUUCCCUUUUGUUGUGAGGUUGCAUUCCCUUCUCUGGACCCUGAUUUUGCUGGAGUUCUGAUUAAAGGU
This is a messenger RNA of Cuculus canorus (common cuckoo), 9010 nucleotides long. RefSeq names its product chromosome 21 C1orf167 homolog (gene C21H1orf167). Bases 4412 to 8698 code for a protein of 1428 amino acids. NCBI's taxonomy places the organism in Eukaryota, Metazoa, Chordata, Aves, Cuculiformes, Cuculidae. The transcript has 21 exons. The record is from RefSeq and is a predicted model, not a curated record.